Molecule: messenger RNA, 2120 nt
Organism: Clarias gariepinus (North African catfish)
Lineage: Eukaryota; Metazoa; Chordata; Actinopteri; Siluriformes; Clariidae
Gene: pde9aa
Product: phosphodiesterase 9aa
Exons: 19
Coding region: 95-1624 (509 amino acids)
Biological process (GO): cGMP catabolic process
Molecular function (GO): 3',5'-cyclic-GMP phosphodiesterase activity
Source: RefSeq, a predicted model, not a curated record
CACUGCUGCUGCUGCUGCUCUUUUCUUUUAUUCCUGGCUGGAGUUAUAGGACUUGGAUACUGAGAGAGAGAGAGAGAGAGAGAGAGAGAGAGAGAUGGGCUCUGCGUCCUCCGCUUACAGGAUCAUCUACCUGGAGGUGGACGGCAGGAUCCAGAAGGUGGUCUUCAGCCGGUUCUGUAGUCCCUGUGAUAUCAAGGAGCUCUUUUGCACAGCCAUGGGGUUGCCCAGGAAUACAUCCAUUUCCCUUCUGGACUCAACCGGAGCUAUGGUCUCCAUCGACCCCACCAUGCCGAGCAACUCGGAGAGGUUGCCGUACAAAGUGGUUCCCCUCACUGGAGGACAGCUAGCUGAUAAAGAAGAACUUUUCCAGAAUGUAUUGACUCAGGUAGCAGAGCAGUUCUCCAGAGCUUUUAAGAUUAAUGAGCUGAAGACUGAAGUGACGAACCGCCUGGCCAUGUUGGAGAAAAGAGUGGAAUUGGAGGGGAUGAAGGUAGUGGAGAUUGAGAAAUGUCGCAGUGACAUUAAGAAGCUGCGGGAGGAGAUGGCCUCCAGGAACAACAGUAGUUUCCUGGAUGACACCAAAAAGCUGAAUCCUCGCAGAGAUGUGCCUUCUUACCCAAAGUAUCACCUGUCCAAAGAGACGAUAGACACUCUGAGACAGCCCAUCUUCGACGUGUGGCAGUGGGAACCUAAUGAGAUGCUCAGUUGUCUUGAGCACAUGUAUCAUGAUCUGGGCUUGGUCCGAGAUUUCAAUAUCAACCCUAUUACGCUGAAGAGAUGGCUGCUCUGUAUUCAUGAUAACUACAGGAACAACCCAUUCCACAACUUCCGCCACUGCUUUUGCGUUACACAGAUGAUGUACAGCAUGAUCUACCUCUGCAACCUCCAGGUAAAGUUUACACAGGUGGAUAUUCUGAUCCUCAUGACUGCCGCUGUGUGUCACGAUUUAGAUCAUCCUGGAUACAACAACACGUAUCAGAUAAAUGCACGGACAGAGCUGGCCGUGAGGUAUAAUGAUAUUUCUCCUCUGGAGAACCACCACUGUGCCAUAGCCUUUCAGAUCUUCUCGCAGCCAGACUGCAACAUCUUCUCCAACUUCGAUUCUGAAGCCUUUAAACAAAUCCGUCAGGGCACCAUCACGCUGAUACUAGCUACAGACAUGGCGCGGCAUGGGGAGAUCCUCGACUCCUUCAAGCAGAAAGUGGAGAACUUCGACUUCACCAAUGAGGAGCAUGUUACCUGUUUGAAGAUGGUGCUGAUUAAGUGCUGUGACAUCUCCAACGAGGUCCGGCCGAUGGAGGUGGCUGAGCCGUGGGUGGAUUGCCUUCUUGAAGAGUACUUCAUGCAGAGCGACAGGGAGAAGGCGGAAGGCUUACCCGUCGCUCCGUUUAUGGACAGAGAAAAGGUCACUAAGCCCACGGCUCAGAUCGGCUUCAUUAAGUUCGUCCUCAUUCCUAUGUUCGAGACAGUGAUGAAGCUGUUUCCUCAGAUCGAGGAGGUGAUGGUCCAGCCACUCAGAGACUCACGGGACAGAUAUGAAGAACUCAAACAGAUUGACGACGCCAUGAAUGAGGUUCAGAAAAAGAAGAGUGAGAACCUUACCAUGGGAGGGAAAAAGAAAUGAGUCAGGGGAAUCCAAUGAUUCCGUAUCCGGAAAGCUGGUGAAUGUACAGUGGCCUGCUGGGAAACCUCCCAACCAAUCCAAAGCCUCUUUCAGGGAAUGUGAAUCUUGAUCAGCACGCACACACACACGCACACACACAAACCAGACUACAUUCAAGAGAUAUUAUUCCCUAUUUGCCCUGUUUUUAUUUGGUUUAAUAUAUAAAUAUAUAUAUAAAGAAAUAUUAUUCGGGUUGUACAGAUUUUUAGUCAUUUUUGUCCUUUAUUACAAAAAUAAAAAGUUUCAAGUAUAUUUUUUUGUCACAUGACUUUAAACUUUGUAUCUGUUUUUAAUGCGUUGGUAAUUUAUUAUUUCGAACAUCAAACGCUUUACCAGUGUUUUAAUUUAAAUUCAAUGCUGGUGGAAAAACAGCACCAAAUAUGCACUUCCAGUGUGAUCACUACGUAAUAAGCAGCUCAUACGACUUUUGCCGCCUUUUUUUUUUUUUAAGCUCUUG